AUUGAUUCGAAGAUUGAACUGGUUUUCAAAAUUUAAACUGAUUUUCCACAAGUCAAAAGCUUUGAUCCCAAAAAAACCAAUUUUCCUUUGUAAAGAGGAAUAUAUCCGUCUUUGUCUUGUGUUUGGAUGGAAAUGAGGUUGAUUCCAAAGGAUCUCAACAAGUGAUUCCGAUUACCUUGUUACACUCCCAAGAGUUCAAUUUAUCUAUAUAAGAAAGAUCUCUGUUUUCGGUUCUACCUUAAUAUUUUUUUUUUUUCAAAUUCUGUACUGGAGAUUGGGGAUUUUCUUCUGCUUUUUGUCUGCAAACUUUAUUCGCGAUUCUCGUCGGUGGAGAUGGAAUCUUUGAGUUUGCUUUCCGUUUUGGCGCUGUUGUUUUCCAUUCAGUUGAUGUGGGCGGUGACUGGGAAUAUAGUGUUCAGAGUUAAUCACAAGUACGGUGGACGAAGCAAUAAGGCGCUGGGGGAACUCCGAGCACACGACGCGCGGCGGCAUGGUAGAAUGCUUGCCGCUCUUGAUUUUCCAUUGGGCGGUGAUGGUUCACCCACCGGUGCAGCGCUCUAUUUUACAAAGGUCACUAUUGGAACUCCUCCAGUUGAUUAUCACGUCCAGGUAGACACUGGAAGUGAUAUACUGUGGGUGAAUUGCCAAAACUGUCAGAGGUGUCCUGCAAAAAGUGAUCUUAAAAUAAGUUUAAAGCGAUAUGAUUUAUCGGCCUCCUCCACGGGUGAGCUCAUCAGUUGUGAUGAUGAUUUUUGUACCAUUGCUGUUGAUCUUCACAAUUCAGACUGCAAAAAAGGAAUGAACUGUGAAUAUUUUGUUGCCUAUGGAGACGGAAGCCGAACGGAAGGGUACUUUGUAAGAGAUCAAUUCAGACUCGAUCAAGUGUCAGGGGACCUCCAAACAUCGACAAUGAACGGAUCCAUAUCUUUUGGUUAUUCUUUCAAUAACUACAAUCCAAAUACGGAAAUUGCCCCUAAAAAGAGGUGGAUUGUUCAGUGCUCAGCGAAGCAGUCUGGACAAUUGGGCUCAUCUUCUGAGGCAGUUGAUGGAUUAAUAGGCUUUGGACAAGCAAACUCUUCAAUUCUUUCACAACUUGCUUCAGCUGGAAAAGUGAAAAAGGUAUUUUCUCACUGCUUGGAUAGUAAUAAGGGAGGUGGCAUUUUUGCCAUUGGGGAAGUAGUGCAGCCAAAAGUGAAUAGAACGCCGCUUGUCCCAAAUUCGUACGUGACAUCAAUCUUUUGUUACAAUUUUGCUGUUUCUGUUCUGGCUAUUAUUCGAAUGCAACAUUAUAACGUUAUUCUGAAAUCGGUUGAGGUAGGAGGCCAGUUUCUGAACCUUCCGACAGACAUAUUCGACGCAGGGUCCAAUAGAGGGACUAUAAUCGACAGCGGCACAACCUUGGCCUAUCUUCCAUCUGUAGUUUAUCAACAGCUUAUGAGUAAGGUCAUGGAACAACAACCGGAUCUACAAACUCACGUGGUUGAGCAGCAGUUCAGAUGUUUAUGUGUUGAUGAUGGGUUUCCAGUUGUAAAGUUCCAUUUUGAGGGCUCACUCAUUUUGACUGUUUAUCCCCAUGAAUAUCUGUUUGAAAUUAGUGAUAAUGAGUAUUGCAUAGGUUGGCAAAACAGUGCCUCACAAACUAAGGAUGGACAAGAUAUGACUUUAUUGGGAGACAUAGUGUUGUCAGACAAACUAGUUUAUUAUGAUCUCGAAAAUCAGACAAUUGGAUGGGCGCAGUACAACUGUUCAUCGAGCAUCAGAGUUAAAGACGGAAUGACUGGAAGCGCUUAUGCGGUCAACGCCCAUGACUUGUCAUCAUCUACUUUGAGUCCAUCAAAAUUAAAUUUUGUUUCUAGUCUUUUGUUUAUAGCUGUCAUCUUCAAACUGAUAGAGUGAAGAAUGCACUUUAGAAAGUGAUGCAGCUGCUUUUCUUAUUUUUUUCAUGUAUCAUAAUAGAAUUUUGAUUUGGAGGUGUUUCCAAAUUCUUUGUAUAAUAAUGUUGAAGUCUUUUUGCAACUGUGGGCAUUAGAGCACCCACAAUGCUUUGGGUCUAUUUUUGUAUAUGUGGCAUAUAAUUGGACUUGAGUUUUAAAUGACAUGGACAAGCCCAAGUAAAAAAACU
Striga asiatica is the source of this 2122-nucleotide messenger RNA. The record is from the annotation of a GenBank genome assembly. NCBI's taxonomy places the organism in Eukaryota, Viridiplantae, Streptophyta, Magnoliopsida, Lamiales, Orobanchaceae.